This is a messenger RNA of Dendronephthya gigantea, 1153 nucleotides long. RefSeq names its product type-1 angiotensin II receptor-associated protein-like. The record is from RefSeq and is a predicted model, not a curated record. The coding region runs from base 320 to 778 and encodes 152 amino acids. Gene Ontology annotation, biological process: angiotensin-activated signaling pathway. The transcript is spliced from 9 exons. Lineage: Eukaryota; Metazoa; Cnidaria; Anthozoa; Malacalcyonacea; Nephtheidae. Gene Ontology annotation, cellular component: plasma membrane.
AAUAAAAAUACAAAAUAUAGUUACCUCCGUAACCAUAGCGACGGGUAUUAUUUGUGGGUAUUAUUUGUAUCGAUUCCUUCGAUUCAUAUGCCUGAAAUUUCAGGCAAUAACACCCUGACAUUGCCAGGCGGGCAAUAACUAUCAUAACUAUCAACGACAAUCAAGGACUAUCCACGAUAAUCCCAAUAAGUCCGUCUGAAUCACUGGUCUGAAAAUUCGAAAAUUAUAUUCCAUUGAAAUUGGAAAUAAAGUACUUCCUGUCUUCGAAAAUUACUGGAAACUGUUAUUUCACGGUGUAAAAAAAGUCGCAGUUUUAAUUAUGCCUGGUCCAGUUACAAUACCACUCAAGAUCUUUAUUUUACUGCAUUUUAUGUUUACCUCAUGGGCACUUGCUGUUGAUUGGUUACCAUUAGGGUACUUGUUUUGUCAUUUGAUGAUGUUAAUAUUUGGUAUUUGGGUUGUCAUCCAACCAUCUAGUCAUGAUGCUAACCAAGUGUUCCUUAUAUCAGUCCUGUUUGCUCUGUUGAAUGAUUGUGUUUUGAUUGGAAUCUAUUAUCCAGCAUCAUGGACUUCAGAGAGACGAUUUGCUGUAACGUUUGCUUUUUUCAACCUAUUUUUGAAGCCUAUUACGAUGAUUUUUAUUACACUCGGAUAUCAAGAACAUGGAGGUUCAUUUGAUUAUAGCAGAGUUUCAGGGGCAUUUAGCUCGCCGCAAGGUGAACAGGAAUAUCAAGGCAUACCAGAACCUAAGCCUAGUCAAACAGAGCCAUCUUAUUAAAUGCCAAAAUAAACUAUUCUUGGAAAUUUGUGCCACCAAGAAUUUGAAAUGUGAAGAAGAGUAAUUAAGAUGAAUGAAUAACAUCCACAAUAGAAUGUUUUUGGAAAGAUUUAAACACAAAUAAACAACUGAAAUCAACGAGAUUAAUUGACUGCAUGAAAUAUAAAAGAGAGCUUAAGAUGAGAUGUAUUUAAGUCCAUUAUUGACACAGAUUUCGAACAUUUAUAACUUUAGAGUUUUAUAGACUGAAAUAAAAUGAUUAAUUUCAUAUGCACUUAUGGUUAUCCAAGGCCUUGACCUUUGAUAACACCAGGAAGCAGUUUAUGUGAGAGAUAUCUGGCACGUCUCUUGGAAAUAGAUUUAUUUACAACCAUA